This is a messenger RNA of Chinchilla lanigera (long-tailed chinchilla), 803 nucleotides long. Its product is annotated as microtubule-associated protein 1S-like. Gene Ontology annotation, biological process: microtubule cytoskeleton organization; dendrite development; axonogenesis. The record is from RefSeq and is a predicted model, not a curated record. Gene Ontology annotation, molecular function: microtubule binding; actin binding. Gene Ontology annotation, cellular component: dendrite; microtubule; synapse. NCBI's taxonomy places the organism in Eukaryota, Metazoa, Chordata, Mammalia, Rodentia, Chinchillidae.
GUCCAGUCAGCAGCCGGCCCUCAGUGGCUGCCUGCCCGCCGGGGCCCCCGGCCUACCUGGACCUGGCCUACCUGCCCGGCAGCAGCGCGGGCCCGCUGGACGCCGAGUUCUUCCUGCGAGUGCGUGCGCUGUGCUACGUCGUCAGCGGGCAGGACCAGCACCGGGAGCAGGGGCUGCGGGCUGUGCUGGAUGCGCUGCUGGAGGCCAAGCGGCAGUGGGACCGAGACCUGCAGGUGACCCUGAUCCCCACCUUUGACUCGGCGGCCAUGCGCAAGUGGUACGAGGAGACGCACGCGCAGCACCCGGCCCUGGGCAUCCGCGUGCUGGGCAGCGACAGCAUGGUGUUCACGGAGGACGACGCCUUCCCGGCCUGCAAGCUGGUCUUCUAGCUGGCGUGAGCACUGCACCGCCGCGCAGCUCGGCCUCGGCCGCAGUGAGCCGAGUUAGCGGCCGCCUGCCUGGGCUGGCUCUGAGGGCGGCGCUGCGGCCCCCGCGGCAGACCGGCGGUUGAUGACUUGCGCAUGGGGAGGCCCCCAGUGUCACUCACCUGCUCUUGGGGUGUUCGGCAGUACUGGCAAUUGGGCCCAAGGGCACUCCUAUUGUUUUAUUUUGAGACCGUCUGCUGAGUAGCCCAGGCUGGCCUCAAACUUGGGAUUCGCCUGCCUCAGCCUCCAGAAUAGCUGGGCUAGUAGGCAUGUGCCACCACAACGAGCAACGUACAUAUUUUAAUGUUACGUAAUUCACCAUGUACCCUGGGCCAACUGGCGACCCCCAAGAAACCGUCUGUUCAGAUUGUGACCCCA